Alternaria alternata is the source of this 680-nucleotide messenger RNA. RefSeq lists its product as hypothetical. The transcript has a single exon. The coding region runs from base 249 to 641 and encodes 130 amino acids. Lineage: Eukaryota; Fungi; Ascomycota; Dothideomycetes; Pleosporales; Pleosporaceae. The record is from RefSeq and is a predicted model, not a curated record.
GAUAGCUGCGGUAUGGCCUGCUGGCCCCGAGCUGUGCACGUUAGCAUUCUUCUCCUGUUUGCGCCGCUGAUUGCAAAGCUUACCCAAUGACUGCAAACUGUUAGCACUCUUCCAGUCACAAGAUACUUGAGCACAACUCACUGACUAGUUUUGAAUGCAUGUUUCGCGACUGUACUUUUGAAAAGGUCGAUGCAGUCGAGAGCCCCGCUACUGGUGAUACGCGCUGAUUAUGCGAUGCCGCAGCAGCGAUGGGUACGGAGAAUAAGGAUAGAUUGCGGGGGGAAGAGGCCCUUCGAAAGAUUGAUGCGAACACUUUGGCGGCGUGUGCGAAAGUUCGCGUGUCGCGUGCAAGAUGUGGCUGCGGGCGUGCGGGUCGUGUGCGGGAUAGUGGGAUGCGAAAGAAGGUGCCUUAUGAGAGAGGGAUCAAGUGGCAGAGAAGGAGCUGGAAAAACGGUUUUGAUGUUGCCGCAGCCGGUUCGCAAUUAGUGGGCGUUGUCUUUCUAGCUUCGGAGGGUCCGCGAUAUUGGUGGAUGACGGCGAGCCGAGGCGUGGUGGGGGUUUUCAAGAUGCAGAUCGGGCUCAAUUCUGAGUUGCAGUCAAUACACAAGCACUUCAGUAUAAAAAAGAAGACAGCGCGAUAGAGAAAGAAGAAUUCGAGAGUAGAACACACCUUAUUUGCA